Messenger RNA from Trichomycterus rosablanca, 993 nucleotides. Its product is annotated as P2Y purinoceptor 13-like. The transcript has a single exon. Lineage: Eukaryota; Metazoa; Chordata; Actinopteri; Siluriformes; Trichomycteridae. Gene Ontology annotation, biological process: negative regulation of adenylate cyclase activity; G protein-coupled receptor signaling pathway. Gene Ontology annotation, molecular function: G protein-coupled purinergic nucleotide receptor activity. Gene Ontology annotation, cellular component: membrane. The record is from RefSeq and is a predicted model, not a curated record. Bases 1 to 993 code for a protein of 330 amino acids.
AUGGGAGAACCAAAAAAAUCUGCCAGCCUUUCAGACUGUGGAAUUAAUGAUCAAACAUGGAACGUGGUCAUUCCUAUUCUGUACUUCCUGCUCUUUCCUGCUGCUCUUCUCCUGAAUGUUGUGGUAGCUUGGAUUUGUUCACUCAUGAAAUCCAAUUCCAGUUUCAUGGUGUAUCUGAAGAACUUGGUGACGGCCGACCUCCUGAUGACGUUGACUCUUCCUAUCCAAGCUGCCAGCAUGCUUCCUAAAGCCUCUUCAGGACUGCAGGCUUUUGCCUGCCGAUUUUCAAGUGUCUUCUUUUACACGGCCAUGAACAUGAGCACCAUCCUGAUGGGUCUGAUCAGCCUCGACCGCUUCCUGAAGAUUGUGAUGCCAGGCAGAAGGUUCCCUUGUCAGAGCCUGCUUUUCAGCAAAGUCCUAACAGUCGUGGUUUGGAUGUUGUUGAUUGGGAGUACUGCCUUACCAAUCAUUAUCACAACAGACCAAGAUCCUGCAAACAAGAGCAAUGAGUUUUGCAUGAACAUGAAAAGUGUUUUAGGAGUUUCUUGGCAUGAUGGAGCCGUCAAAAUUACUGAGGUAAUUUUUUGGGUGGUGUGCAUUUUAAUUGUGUUUUGCUACGUGUGCAUCACCAAGAAAGUUUUGGAGUCCUAUCACAAAUCACGCAGCAGCAACAGUCAGAAAAAGAGUCAAACCAAAGCUCGGGUUUUUUUAAUACUUGCCAUUUUUUUUAUCUGCUAUGUACCUUACCACAGCGUCCGAAUACCUUACACCAAACUACAGGUUAAAAUCAAUCCCGGUUGUUUGAAGGCCAAACUUAGAAUUGUUAAGAACCUCACGCUCUGGCUCUCAGCUACAAACGUUUGUCUGGACCCUCUGAUUUACUUUUUCCUUUGCAAGGCACUCAGGCAAAAGUUUUUGGAAUCACGUAUUUUUAAAUGGUUUCCUCCAAUUACUGGUAGAAAUUCAGAAAUGACUUCAGGUACUUCUAUGUAG